AUGAGUGACGAGGAGCUCCGCUGCUUUGUGGGUGGCCUCUCGUGGGGCACGGAUGACCGCGCUCUUUCGGAUGCUUUCCACGACUAUGGAGCUGUUGACGCUAAGGUUGUGAAUGACCGAGAAACCGGCCGCUCUCGAGGGUUUGGGUUUGUGACUUUCAACGACAAGGCCGGCAUGGACGAUGCUAUCAAGGCCAUGAACGGCAAGGAACUUGACGGCCGGACUAUCACCGUCAACGAACUUUCUGUGGGUGCCAACCAACGUUGA
Closterium sp. NIES-65 is the source of this 267-nucleotide messenger RNA. The record is from the annotation of a GenBank genome assembly. Lineage: Eukaryota; Viridiplantae; Streptophyta; Zygnematophyceae; Desmidiales; Closteriaceae.